AUGUCAGCAGGAGGAUCACGAGGCCGAGGGCGUGGUAAAAGAACCAAUCGAGCAAAUAUAGGUCCACCAGAACCCUAUCGUUCGCAAUCUAUGGCUAUAACCCUUGAUAAAUUUCACCAAGGAUAUAAAGAAAAUCGUAUGACAAAUCGUCCUCCAUCAGCAUCGACUACAGCUUCUUCAGGACGAAAACUUUCGUCGGAUCAUGCCAAAUCGACAUCGCGUUCUUCAGCAAAUCGAGCCAAAUCUACACGUGCACUGAGAACUUCUAUUCGUUCAGCUGUACCUGAUACAUCAAUAAUAACACUUGCUGAACGGCCAGAUCAAGGUGGAGCAGCCGGUCAAAAGCUACGAUUAUAUACAAAUCAUUUUAAAUGUAAUAUUCCUCAAACAUUAAAGUGUCAUCAAUAUGAUAUUGAAUUAGAAACAGCUAAUCGAGAUGGUACAUGGCGACCAGCAAGAAAAGAUGAUCGUUUUCUGGUGCUAAGAAAAAUAAUUGAACGUGAAAAUCUUCCGUUUGUUUGGUAUGAUGAAGGCAAAAGCUUGUAUUCCAUUGAAUUACUUGUUGAUUUGAAAGAUCAAUAUGAAAUAAUUGUAAAAGAAAAAAAGACUGAUCGAGAACAGCAAUAUCGUUUACUACUCAUUAAUCUUGUGAAAUCAUAUGAUAUACAGGUUCUUUGGGAUUUUAUUGAGAAUCGAAUAGCUAUUCGUCCGAGAGAUCCUAUAAGAAUACUUGAAACACUUCUGAAGCAAACAACGCGAACAUCUAUGGUUUGUGUUAAAAAUCAAUUUUACGAUCGACGACAACAGUUGGAUGAUUUAGGUGACGGUCGAGGUUUAGGCCAUGGGUCUUAUCAAGCAAUGUUUUUAACAAAGAUUGGUGCUACUCUAAACAUCAAUUCUACAUUUACAUGUUUUUAUCAACCAUUCAAUUUAGUUCACUUUCUAUGUGAAUAUCUUCAACAUGAUAUAGUUCGAGAUGGUAUAAAUGAGCGUGAACAACAAUUAUUAUUACGAAAAAUACUAAAGCCAAUCUGGCUAGAAACUCAUCAUACAGAAACUGUUAGAAAAUAUCGUAUACGUGGCUUUGGCGCAUCAGCGCGACAACAUACAUUCCCGCGUACUGCCGAGAAGAACAAUGAAGAUAAUCAAGAACGGCAGUCAGUCUUUGAAUAUUUCCUAGAAAAAUAUGAAAUCACUUUACAAUAUCCUAAUUUACCGACCGUUGAAUUAUAUUCACCGCCCAAUAAAACUCAAUUUCAUUAUUUACCAAUGGAAUGUUGCACUGUUCAAGCUUGGCAACGUUCAAUGAAACCAUUGACAACAGAUCAACGUGCACGAGUAACGAGGAAAACCGUCGUGAAUCCAAAUCAACGCUAUCAAGCUAUAAUGGAUAUAGUUCGAGUGAGGAAUUUCAACGAAGAUAAAUAUGUAACCGAAAUUGGCAUGAGUAUUGACGAUCAACAAAUGAUCACUGUACCUGCAAGAUUCAUUGCACCACCUGAAAUCAAAUAUAAAAGUGGACGAGAUGGUCAAAGUCAAAUAGUUGAAAGAAUCAACAUUGGAAAAUGGAAUUUGAGAAAUCGUUUUCAAAAAACAAAAACGAUUGAUAAAUGGGCAUGUGUACUAAUUUCAACACAAAGACCAAAUAAUAAUCAACUGUCGAUUGCAAAACAAUUCGUUGAUCAAUUUCCACAAAUAAUUGCACAAUACGGAAUUUGUUUUCAAUCAAGUCCAAUGAUGUUUAGUGAUCCAACAGACUCACAGAUGAUUCAUAACCGAUUAAGAGAAUUAAAAGAAAGCAAUUGUGAAGUUGUUGUAUUCAUUCUUAAUGGUGUAGGAGAAGAAACUUAUAAAUCAAUUAAAUAUUUUGGAAAUCAAAAACUUGGUAUUGUUACACAAUGUACUGAUUUUGUUGCUAUUGCAAAAAAUAUCAAAAAUAAAAAACUCGAUAUGUAUUUACAAAAUCUUGUACAAAAAUUUAAUGCUAAAUUAGGUGGUGUUAAUGGAAUAGUAUCAAUCGCUCGAGCCUUAACAUCAUCGUCAACAAAAGAUGAUGUGUUUAUGUUUUUUGGAGCCGAUGUAACACAUACAACAUGUUCGAGAGAUAAGCCAUCAAUAGCAGCUGUUAUUGGUUCAGUUGAUAGUACAAGUACACAAUAUGCGUCACGUGUCAGUGAACAAUAUCCAGCACGUGGAAAAAUUUCAUUAGAAAUUAUAAAAGAUCUCUAUCUAAUGUCAACAGAUUUAUUGAAAUUAUUUGCUCAAAGAAAUGGCUGUUUUCCGAAUAAAAUUGUUUUUUAUCGUGAUGGUGUCGAUGAUGGGCAUUUUCAAAAAGUACUUGAUCAUGAAAUACGAUCUUUACAAAAUGCUUGUAAAGCACUUUAUAUGAACAAUCCGUUACCAAAAAUAACAUUUAUUAUCGUUAAAAAACGACAUAAUACACGAUUUUUCGUUCGUGAUCCAGCUACAGGAAACAUGAGCAAUGUUCAACCUGGUACCGUUAUUGAUACUGAUAUCGUUCAUCCACUAGGCUUUGAUUUUUAUCUAAAUAGUCAUGCAGCUAUUCAAGGAACAUCACGGCCCAUUUUAUAUCAUGUUUUAUACGAUGAAAUUGGUUUCUCAUCGGAUGAGAUACAAUCGUUAACCUAUUUUCUUUGUCAUUCUGAUGUUCGUUGUACAAAAGCUGUAUCGAUACCAGCACCUGUUCAUUACGCACACUUAGCUGCAUACCAAUCGCGUGAUGCUGAAAAUUAUGAAAACGAUCGUCGAAGCACCAUUGGAGGAAAUUUCGAUGAUGAUGAUGAUUUAGGAGAAAAUAUGGGUUCAAUAACAUUACAAGAAGUAGAAACAAGACUUAUUCAACUUGAUCCUUCUAUUCAAGAUACAAUGUGGUACGUGUGA
Messenger RNA from Rotaria socialis, 2901 nucleotides. NCBI's taxonomy places the organism in Eukaryota, Metazoa, Rotifera, Eurotatoria, Philodinida, Philodinidae. The record is from the annotation of a GenBank genome assembly.